This is a messenger RNA of Ostrinia furnacalis (Asian corn borer), 1132 nucleotides long. RefSeq names its product pupal cuticle protein 36a-like. Bases 39 to 1076 code for a protein of 345 amino acids. The record is from RefSeq and is a predicted model, not a curated record. Gene Ontology annotation, cellular component: chitin-based extracellular matrix. NCBI's taxonomy places the organism in Eukaryota, Metazoa, Arthropoda, Insecta, Lepidoptera, Crambidae. The transcript has 4 exons. Gene Ontology annotation, molecular function: structural constituent of chitin-based larval cuticle.
UACAUGAUCUGAGGAGGUCUAAAAAUACACUUGCAAAAAUGAAAUUGUUCGUAGUACUAGCGGUGGUCGCUUUGUCUAACGCUGCCAAGUUAGACAAAACCUACCUCCCUCCCUCUCACUCCCAAACCUCUGGUGGAUCAGGAACUUUCCUUGAAACCCCACUCGGAGAUCAGGGCCAAGGCCAAGCUGGAAUUGGCUUUGCCAGAAACGGCAACGGAUUCUCCCAGAACGGAAACGGCUUCUCCCAGAACGGAAACGGAUUCUCCCAGAACGGGAACGACUAUGCCCAGAACGGAAACGGUUUCAACAACUUCGAAAACCGCCCUGAGCGCGCCCAGGCUGCCUUUGAGAGGAACGCUGCCAUCCUUCGUCAGGACAACCAGAAUGAUGGAGAGACCUACUCUUAUGCUUAUGAAACUGAAAACGGUAUAUACGCUGAGGAGAAUGGUGUAGCUACCAAUGGCGUGGAGGCUCAGGGUGGCUUCUCUUACACCGGUGACGACGGUCAGGUUUACAGCAUCAGAUACACCGCUGACCAGAAUGGAUUCGUGCCCCAGGGUGACCACCUCCCUACCCCUCCCCCCAUCCCGGAAGAGAUCCUGAAGGCUCUGGAACAGAACUCCCGCGACGAGGCUGCAGGCAUCUACGAUGAUGGAUCUUACAGCGAGGGCAAAUACGGCAACAGCGAAGACCAGUACAGCGGCAACCAAUACAAUGGCAACCAGUACAACAACAACGGCAAUUUCAACAACCAGAACGCUUACGAAGGCGAUGACGACUCCGUUGUGACCAACUCUGCUCUCUUCCGUAACUCUGGCAAUGGUCUUAAUGGAAACCAGGCCACCAACAAGGCUUACCUCCCUCCCAACCAGGACCGCUUCAACCCUGAAGCUAACCAGGGUUUCAGCCGAGCUAGCCAGGGUAUAUUCAACAAUGGACCAGCUAGCCAGGGUUUCAGCAGGGGACAGGGUGUGAACAAGGCAUACCUUCCCCCUGUCGCUGGCCAGAGGAACCCCGGUUUUGGAAGCAGGACUAGACAGCCCAGCUUCAGUGCUAGGAAUGGAUACAGAUACUAAAACGACUGCUAGCUACGUGUUAAUGUUUGACUAAAUUUUAUUACAUAUUUAAAUGA